This is a messenger RNA of Bombus pyrosoma, 2196 nucleotides long. RefSeq names its product phosphatidylinositol 4-kinase type 2-alpha (gene Pi4KIIalpha). NCBI's taxonomy places the organism in Eukaryota, Metazoa, Arthropoda, Insecta, Hymenoptera, Apidae. The transcript has 6 exons. Gene Ontology annotation, cellular component: endosome; lysosomal membrane; trans-Golgi network. Gene Ontology annotation, molecular function: 1-phosphatidylinositol 4-kinase activity. The coding region runs from base 505 to 1905 and encodes 466 amino acids. Gene Ontology annotation, biological process: endosome organization; phosphatidylinositol phosphate biosynthetic process; Golgi organization. The record is from RefSeq and is a predicted model, not a curated record.
UAAAAUACGAUUAAUUAUAUUUACUCUGUGUGGACAAAUUUAUGUAGACAGAAUAUGACGAAUAUAUCUAUAUAAUUAAAUAUGUAUUUUCUGUAUAAAUGGAAAACUAUAAUUUAUAUCUACAUGCGAACAUAUACAACAGUAUAGAAAAAAUUAAGUAUGGCGUUAAUCCUAUCAGCUGAUAUCGUCUGCUGGAAUGACGAAUCGUAGAUAUUAAUUAGUUACACAGUGCUCCCCUAAGCAUCAUAAACAUAUGCCUUUAUUCUAUGGAUAUUCUCAUAAGUUAAUAAAUUUAUAAUAAUUCAGAGUUGUUAUUUUAAUGACGCAAUGAUCGCUUUAAAAUUUGUAAUGGCGAAAAUACUUGUUAAACACGAGUUCGAUCGUUUGCAUCAUUGACAGGUGGGAAAGGAAUAUGGGGAAAUAGAUAGGAUUAUUUGUGCAAACGAUUUUUUAAACAAACGGGUGAUAAAGGGAUCUGCCAAAUAACUAGCAGAUUCGGUUGUAAUGAGCGACUCCGAACAGCGGCAAUUACACGUGCCUUAUCGAGAAUAUCAUAGCCAGAACAAUACUAAUACUUCUGCCUUAGUGGAAACUGAUGCAUUGGUAGAUCUUUCAAUCACAUCUAACAAUUGUUUACCAGUAAAUGAGUGUUCAGAACUAAUACCAGACGUUGAAUUUGUUCCCAAUCUGAGCAACGAACAAACCAUAGCCAUUGAUUCUCCUGGGAUGGACCGGGAGAGCCAGCCUCUCCUUGGUCGACUGGAGCUGGAUGUCACCUUUAAUCGUUUCCCUGAUGAUCCACAAUUCUCUGAGUUAGUAUGGCAGGCUGAAUUGGCAAUAGACAAUGGAAUCUCCCCCGAAAGGAUAUACCAAGGUUCUAGUGGCAGUUACUUUGUAAAAAAUACCACAGGGAAAAUAAUAGGUGUUUUUAAGCCAAAGGAUGAAGAACCUUAUGGAAGAUUAAAUCCAAAAUGGACAAAAUGGAUGCACAAACUUUGUUGUCCGUGUUGUUUUGGGAGAAGUUGUUUAAUUCCAAAUCAAGGAUACCUCAGUGAGGCGGGUGCAAGUUUAGUUGACCGUAAAUUGGGUCUGGGUAUAGUUCCAAAUACUAGAGUAGUCAAACUUGUCAGUAAAACAUUUAACUACCCACGCUUAGACCGACAAAAAGCUCGUAUGAAGCAAGCUAUCAUGGACCAGUUUCCUACAGUGGGAUCUCAUUUCAAUCGUAUUGGUUUGCCGCCAAAAGUUGGUUCUUUUCAAGUUUUUGUAGAUGGUUACAAGGAUGCUGACUACUGGUUAAGGCGAUGGGAAAGUGAACCUUUAUCACCACGUCUUAGUAGAGAAUUUCAACUUCAAUUUGAACGCUUAGUUAUUUUGGACUAUAUAAUUAGAAAUACUGAUAGAGGUAAUGAUAAUUGGUUAAUUAAAUACGAUAAUAGUAAGGGAAAAAACGGAUCAGAACAGGGUGAAGUAAAAAUAGCCGCUAUAGAUAAUGGUUUGGCUUUUCCUUUUAAACAUCCCGAUUCAUGGCGUGCUUAUCCGUAUCACUGGGCAUGGUUAAGUCAAGCGAAACAACCAUUUAGCGAUGUGACGCGAGAACUUGUAUUACCACAACUUUCGGAUCAAAAUUUUGUACAAGAUCUUUGUGACGAUUUAUAUCAAUUAUUUAAACAAGAUAAAGGUUUCGAUCGACCUCAUUUUGAUAAACAAAUGAGCGUAAUGCGCGGUCAAAUCUUGAACUUACAACAAGCUUUAAAGGAUGCCAAAAGCCCUGUGCAGUUGGUACAAAUGCCUGCUGUGAUCGUUGAAAAGGCCAAGGGAAACGGAGCACCAAGACUAUUCUCAUUCUCUGAUACAUUUACACAGCGCUUCCAGAAUAAAAGCCCUUUCUUCUCUUGGUGUUAAAAAGAUCUUGAAUGCUUGAAAAAUAGCAUUAGCCCUGCGUCAACUGAGAAGAACUUAUUCGAUGCAUUACAAAUAUCGCAUCUUAUUAUUUGUGCUGUCUCUCUUAAUUUUAUCACGCAUUACUACCUCUUUUUUCAAACGCUAGUUUCUAAUCUACGGUCCGCGUAGAUUUAUCGACAAUUACAUUUAAUUUAUCUUGUGUUUAUACCAUUUUCUUUUAAUUCGACUAUAUUAAUUCGAAUCAUAGUAUGAUUAUAUUGUAUACAGUAAAUAUAUAUAAUGUUAACACAA